Messenger RNA from Drosophila subobscura, 417 nucleotides. RefSeq lists its product as uncharacterized. The record is from RefSeq and is a predicted model, not a curated record. Lineage: Eukaryota; Metazoa; Arthropoda; Insecta; Diptera; Drosophilidae. Bases 26 to 334 code for a protein of 102 amino acids. The transcript is spliced from 2 exons.
UUGCACGUGAUUUACCGUUGCCGCCAUGCAUUAUCUACCCGCUGCCAGCUCCAUCGCUGCGGAGAGCCUGUGGCCAGUCUUUUGUCUAAUGAUGGGAUGGUCAUUGGUUUGGAAAACUAACAAGAACCUCUUGAAUAAUGCACCAGCACGCGCGAAGCCAACAAGUGUGAAAUUGGGCUCCGUACAACGCGACGACGGUAUGGUGGCCUUAAAGGUGUUGGUCCUAACUGUGCGCCAGAUGACCACCAAAGGAACGGUGCAUUUCAAGGGUGCGCAGAUGAAUAGCAAGUACCGGCACUUGCUGACAUCGGUGAGAAUCUGCCAUUCGUGCUGAUGGCGAACACAAUUACAUAAAUGUUUGUUUGGCCAACAAUAGGCCGCUGCAGCAGUGGCAGCAGCAGAAACAGCAACCACAAC